Carassius carassius (crucian carp) is the source of this 2949-nucleotide messenger RNA. Its product is annotated as gamma-aminobutyric acid receptor subunit gamma-3. The record is from RefSeq and is a predicted model, not a curated record. Gene Ontology annotation, cellular component: postsynapse; GABA-A receptor complex; dendrite membrane. The coding region runs from base 659 to 2059 and encodes 466 amino acids. NCBI's taxonomy places the organism in Eukaryota, Metazoa, Chordata, Actinopteri, Cypriniformes, Cyprinidae. The transcript has 11 exons. Gene Ontology annotation, biological process: chloride transport; gamma-aminobutyric acid signaling pathway; regulation of postsynaptic membrane potential. Gene Ontology annotation, molecular function: GABA-A receptor activity; benzodiazepine receptor activity; transmitter-gated monoatomic ion channel activity involved in regulation of postsynaptic membrane potential.
AAUACCCUGUAGUAAUUUAUUCGAUUCCAAAUUGGCUGAUGACAUUUUCUUCACCCUCAAUCUUGCUCUAUUAUCGGGUUAAUCGCGCUGCGAUCAAUGCACGUGCAAAGUAAUUACAGCAAUUACGCGCCAAUUUGCAUUUCGAACACAGUCCGCUCGGUAAUCAUUUACCUAGCUGAUAGCGAUACUGUAAACAGCCGCUUUUAAUGUCUCUCCUCGAAGCAUUCUGACGCUGUACCAGAAGAGGACUGAAGUUUCGCCAAAGCGUCUGGGAAGACAGACUUUUUUUUUAAUGACGUAACGUAAUUUGGAGAAACUAGCGGAUGCGUUUGGGGUUUGAAGGUGUCCACUUGGGAAGUUUGCCUCUGCCUCUGUGUGAACGUCAGUAUGUGUAUCUGGUGGUGCAAUCGAAAGCAGCGCAACUUCAAGGAGCAGAUCUAUUAUUUGAUCCCGCUAAUUGCCAAUGUAAGUGAACAUUGAGCACCGGACACUAGCCGAGGAGGUUUUACCAUUCCCGUUGGACUAUAGUAACCUCGACUACUCGCCACUGUUUUAAUUGAGCCUGGAAGAAAAGGCUGCAGUUGUGUCACUUUUUUCUUCUUAGAAGCGUCUCCGUGCAGUGUGCCACAUUCAACACGGAGUCAAUCUCACCUAAAACAUGUUCACCAAAUUGUUCCUCUACUUCUUACUUCUGUCAGUGUUUCGUGCAUGUUCUCAAACAGCCGCUUCUGAGGAUGAUGAGUAUGACGAUGUUACUGUGAAUCAAAUGUUGGCCCCCAAAACCCACGAGACAGAUGCAACGCAAAUACUAAACAACCUACUAAAGGAGUAUGACAAAAAGCUGCGGCCAGAUAUCGGAGUUAAACCGACAGUCAUUGAUGUUGAUAUCUUCGUAAAUAGUAUUGGACCUGUGUCAUCAAUAAAUAUGGAGUACCAGAUUGACAUAAUAUUUGCGCAGACAUGGACAGACAGCCGGCUCAGAUAUAACAGCACUAUGAAAAUAUUGACUUUGAACAGUAAUAUGGUUGGACUCAUUUGGCUACCAGACACUAUCUUCAGAAAUUCCAAGAGUGCAGAUUCACAUUGGAUUACUACACCAAAUCAGCUCCUUAGAAUAUGGAAUGAUGGGAAAAUACUUUACACUUUGAGACUGACCAUAAAUGCAGAGUGCCAGCUUCAACUGCAUAACUUUCCUAUGGAUGAACACUCCUGCCCCCUCAUCUUCUCCAGCUAUGGAUACCCACGAGAUGAAAUGAUUUACAAGUGGAGAAAGAAUUCUGUGCAGGCAGCAGAUCAGAAGUCAUGGAGACUUUACCAGUUUGACUUCAUGGGCCUGAGGAACACCACAGAUAUAAUCAAGACAACAGCAGGUGACUAUGUGGUGAUGACUGUAUAUUUUGACCUAAGCAGAAGAAUGGGAUACUUCACAAUUCAGACCUACAUCCCCUGCAUACUUACUGUGGUUCUCUCUUGGGUCUCCUUUUGGAUCAAAAAAGAUGCAACUCCAGCCAGAACAGCACUAGGUACAUGCAUUAAAUCCAUGUCCUGUCCUGGUAAAUGUCACUUUUGUCAAGGAAUAACAACAGUAUUAACCAUGACAACGCUCAGCACGGUGGCAAGGACAUCACUUCCCAGAGUAUCGUACGUCACAGCUAUGGAUCUUUUCGUCACUGUCUGUUUCCUGUUUGUUUUUGCGGCUCUCAUGGAGUACGCCACACUCAAUUAUUACUCCUACAGCGCUCACAGUCGCAGACCAACCUGCAACAAGACGAAAAGAUCGAACUACUCAGUACUGGAUGUGGGUCCUCCUCCCACAGUUAUCACGCUCAACAACUCCAUGUACUGGCAGGAGUUUGAUGAUGCCUGUGUUUAUGAGUGCCUGGAUGGAAAAGACUGCCAGAGUUUCUUCUGCUGCUACGAAGAGUGCAAAGAUGGAGCGUGGCGAAAGGGCCGUGUGCAUAUAGACAUUUUGGAACUCGAUGCAUACUCUCGUGUUUUCUUUCCCACCUCUUUCCUAUUGUUCAAUGUUGUCUACUGGGUAGGCUACUUGUAUCUUUAGCGGUCCCACACACCUCACGAUACAAAGAACUUGACUUUUGGUUCUGUCAGAGCAGACACGAAGAACAGACUGAACCAGGACUUUUCAAAGUAGGGUAAAAAUAAAAGUGGAUACUGGUUAUCAAAGUUGAGCUGUGGUGAUUCAAGGACUUCUCCAGUAGGCGAUGAAAAUGAAAAAUGAGACAAUGCUACAGGAACCAACAUCAAAGCCCUUAAAACCAGGCUGUUUUUAUAUGGUCGAGAAGGAUAUUGCCACAAGCUCUUUUAAGUGGUUGCAAUUCUCUGGCAGAGACCUUUGCCUUUUGUUCUUCAGGUACCAGGGAAAAAAAGAUACACAACGUUCCUCUCACACAAUCUUGUCUAUUAUUGGGUGAGAGAGCAGCUGUAAGAAGUCAAGAUGUGCAAAAUCCUUAGGCCAAGACAGCGUGAGAAAAAAAAAUGCCUUGCAUAGCAUGUGACCCUCUGACUUUAGGUGUCUCUUACAAUCCUGGUAGAACGUUCACUUGAAUGGAAACCUGUCAUCUAGCCAUCAGUCAAAACCAGAGCGGCUUUCAUGUAAGCGCAGCUUUCAGAGCCAUCUAUAGUGCCUUCCACUGGAGGAGAAGCCAUCAGGCAAAGAAAUCUUAGAAAUGAUGGCAGGAGCAUCAUCUGGUCUUGACUGACUGCUAAUGGUUUUCUUUUAGAGUUUAUUCGAGCUUUAGUUAUAGUCAUUCAUUAUUUUGAAACAUUCAACACAUCUAAACCGAUUGUCACUGCAUGUUAUAUGAUAGUAUUAAGCUCUACCCUGAAUCAGCACAAUAAUGACAAGAGAGUAGAUCCAUUUUGAAAUAUUUGGAAUAUUAAUUAGUAUGUAGAAUGCAAAUGUUUGCCUAUAAUUCUAGAUUUUUAUCG